Molecule: messenger RNA, 2191 nt
Organism: Ylistrum balloti
Lineage: Eukaryota; Metazoa; Mollusca; Bivalvia; Pectinida; Pectinidae
Exons: 3
Coding region: 16-576 (186 amino acids)
Source: RefSeq, a predicted model, not a curated record
CCAUCUAGAGACAGAAUGGUUAAUAGUUUGAACCAGAAUGGGGACCGAGUGUUUUUCAAUGCCCCUCCUUCCAAAUACAUAAUUGGUGCCAAUGGCCAACCAAAAAAUAGAAGAUCCAAGAUUAUCCAUUUCCAUUGUUUUGCCUGCUAUCUAACCAUGACUAACAUCGGUAGAACCAUCAUGUGCUCGCUACUUCCACUGUUGUUUGUAACCACAGGGCUUAUGAAGUUAUAUCCUUUUUUUCCCACAGUAUACAAGGAAAUGGUUAGCAAGUUUAAGAUUUAUAAUGGAGUGUUUCCCACUGCAUGGAUGGGUUACCCUCCAGAUGGAGAUUUGUACCGAAUAAUCGUAGGAUCCAUGGAAGUAUCAAGUGCUUUGGGAGUUCUUGUGGGUCCCACAGGACUGAAAAAGGUGGGAUGUUGCAUCCUGAUUACAAUUAUGAUAGGAGCAAUACUCACACAUUUGGUCUUACUGGAGUUUCUUCCCAGCCUUGUUCCGGCGGUGUAUUUGAUGUGGACUAUGUAUGUGUUAUGGGCAACCAUGCAGAAAGAAGCCAAAUCAGUUAAGGUUAAUUAGGGAUGAAACAUCAGCAUUCACUUCUGAGGCCUUGGACAAUAAUACAUGUGUUUUGUUGAAGACAAAUGAAAAAAAAAAAAAUAUAGGGAAAGCCAGUUGAGGUUUUUUUUGUCAAGGAAUAUCGACUUCAAAAGUCGUUGUUUAAAAGUUGUCAAACUAUAAAAUAGUAAUCAGUUGUUGAAUGAGACAAGGGACAACAGACAUUUCAGGUUUUAUAGUGCCGAUGCAGUAAUGUAUAUUGUAGAAACAGUAAUAUGCAGUGAUUUUCUCCAGACUUCAAGUGAACAUCUAUUUUUAUUUUUAAUACUGUCACUUAUCUAAAUUUUCCUUCAUGUUUCAUCAUAUCACUUACAUUAAAUUUCAGAGUAGUAUUCUGGAACUGGAAAGUUGAUAAGUUAAUCUUUUCAGUAAAACUUCAACUCGCAACAAAAUUUUUUAUGCUAUCAAAAAUUUUGACAGGACAUUUUAUGGCAUGGUGUUAUUCCUCCGUAUGCCUAUGACAGGAAUUUGAAGUUGUAUUUCCCAGAAAAGCAGCUUGAUUUGACUGUAUUUGAAAGAGUUAUUGCCCCAUGUUUUGAUCAUAAUGUUACUAUUGUCAGGAGAUCUCCUCUCUCAAUAUUCAGCCAAUUUCUUGAGGACAUCUUUUACUCAUUAUUACUUUUUCAAUAUAUAUAUUCUUUUCAAUACAAUGAAUCCUGAAAUCUCUUUGACCUGGGACGGGUGUAUAUUGUUCCACUCCACAGUGCUGUUGUUGUGAAACUAGAUACACAUUAUCAUAACCUAAGCCAGCAUUUACAAUGCGACAAUUUGGUUUUAUAUGUUUUAAGGUUGGAAUGGAGCACAAGAGGAGUCCUGGUAAAGAUUUGAUAUAAGAACACAUAGUUCUGCGAAUAGAAUUGAUUUUUUUUCUCUGCAGUGUUUUUCAUAUAUUUUUUUCUGGGAUCAUUUCCUGUAUUCAGGCACAAUGUAAUUGUGCUUAAAAACUCAUAUGUUUUGUCUAAAUUUCAAUCAGUAUUCAGGUACUAUGUAUUUGUGCUGGUUUUGCUAUAUAAAUUCCUGUUGAGGACAAAAGCUACACUUGUAAUUCACAUUUCAUUAAUGAAAUAACUUUGUAAAUAAUGGAUAGAUUACAUUCUUGCAUAAAAUGCAUUGUGGUUCUUGCCAAAGUCUACAUUAUAUAAUUGAUUUACUCGUAGAUUUUCCAGUUAUAUGCUGCAUUACAAUCAAAAUCCAUCUUUUAUUGUGAUAUUGUUUAAAGGUCUUUCUGUAAGAAAGAAUCUUUAAAAGGAUUGAAAUUAAUAUUUAAGACAAUGUAGGUAUCAAAAAGAAAAAAGAGAAAAAAGAAAAAAAAAAAAACAAAAAAAAUAAUACUGUUUAUGUUAUUUCAUUUUCUUUUUCAAGCAAGUAAUGCAUUUCAAGAGGUGAAAUGCCUUUGGCUGUAAUUGAGUUUACUGUUUUGGAAAAUGAAUGAAAUUACUUUAAUCUAACUUGAGGAUUACUUCAUUCCAGGGCUCUCACACCCCAUUUUGGGACUUGGGCCCGGGGCCCUUAGAAUUGGGAAAAAUAGUGGCGUUUUCCUUAGAAUUGGGAAAACUUGGUGUCUAAAUUGGGAAAA